This is a messenger RNA of Kwoniella botswanensis, 3183 nucleotides long. RefSeq lists its product as uncharacterized. Gene Ontology annotation, cellular component: cytosol. Gene Ontology annotation, biological process: triglyceride catabolic process. The coding region runs from base 1 to 3183 and encodes 1060 amino acids. The record is from RefSeq and is a predicted model, not a curated record. The transcript is spliced from 9 exons. NCBI's taxonomy places the organism in Eukaryota, Fungi, Basidiomycota, Tremellomycetes, Tremellales, Cryptococcaceae. Gene Ontology annotation, molecular function: sterol ester esterase activity; triacylglycerol lipase activity.
AUGAUAGAUCAUGUCCUUGGACGUCCUUCCCCGGCCCUGCGUCGAACGCAGAUAUUCCUCGUACUGUUCUUCUGGAUAUGGCGACUGUACAAAGGGGAUGGUGCUCCCCGUUCGAGCCUAACGAGGUCUGCAAUAAGUCCCUCACCAAGUCAGAGAGCACAGCUUCGUGGGACGCAUAAUCAGAGAGCUUGGAUAGCUAGAGUAUGGGUGAAGAUCGUAGGGAGGAGGAUGGUCCGGUGGACAGGCAAUAUGAACGAAAAACUAAAACAUUUCACACCUUACCAAUUGAUAUUGGGUACUUUGACCUUAGUGUAUGCUUUAAGACAUCUUGAUGAUUUACUAGGACUUGGAGCACCUGAACCUCUAGCACGCUUGUACACACGGUCUUACUAUCGUGCGACAUACGUGAAUACCGCUUUCGAUGCCGGAUUCGCAUCAGCCAUGUCAAUACGGCCAAAAUGGCUCAAGGAUAUAUUUAGCAUGUUGUUCACGGGGUAUUACCUUGUUUGGGCUACUGAAGGCGAUGAAGUGCUUCGAAGAUUUAGAGCCGUCUGCUCGGUCGAGAUGCUUAGAGUCACUUGGGAAAAGACCAAGAACCCUUAUGUACGACUAUUGACGACUUUCCACCGACCCCGUCUCCCCAUUAUCCGUCAUCUCACUAUCCCUCGACCACCCACUUCUUCUCGUUCAAACCUACCCUCAGUGAAAGCGAUGUUGUUCUUCAACGGUACAGAUGCCGAAUUAGCCGCCGCGCAGGAGUUGGUCGUCGAUUACCCUGGAGGAGGUUUUGUAGCGAUGGGACCUGAUUGUCAUGAAGAGAGAUUAAGGACUUGGGCGAAAAGGACCGGUAAACCUGUACUAGGUGUGGAUUAUGGGAAAGCACCUGAAUAUCCAUACCCAUGGGCUAUCGAAGAGGGGUUCGAUGCGUAUCGGACUCUCAUGGAGACUCAAGGUCGAUGUAUUGGAAUUGAAAGUGGUAAAUUGGGUAUCGUUUUGACUGGUGAUUCAGCCGGUGGGAACAUCUGUGCUACGAUCAUGCUACGUAUUUUGGAGCACCCGACUGGUAUUCCCAAACCAGUAUCAAUGAUCCUCGCCUACCCAGCCUUAGACUUCAACUUCACUUCUUGGAUGUCGCCUACCAACUUACGUGUACUCCGCACUGAACAAUCCGAGACUCAAAUUCCUGGACUAGUUCAUGGUAAAGAUCAUAUGAGGCAUAAGUCACCAUUAAGCGUUGUGAACGAUAUAGAUAGUGGAAGGCGUAGAUCAGGUAGACAACGGCGGAAGAGCUGGGCGCAAACCAUAUCAGGGAAAUUACCCAAUCUUAUGAGCCCAGCGGAUGAAAAGAAUCCUAACGGAGGAACCAAAAGUACCCCGGCUACACCUUCUACGAGAAUCAAAGAUCUACCUAGAAGCAUGUCGGCCAAAGUGGUCGGAUGGCUUGCCGGUGACAAUGGUGAUAGCGGCAACGCAUCGGAGGAAGAAGAGGAGGAGGAUGGGGAUGAUCAUCAAGAUACGGUUAAACCGGAUUAUCGACCUGAAGCUGAGCGGUCUCUAGCGGAUAGAGUGAAGACCCCAGCAGAUGAGAAGAAAUUCAUUUUCAGUCCUGUAGAAUCACCUAAACCAGUUGAGACUCCAGAUCCAGCUCAGGAAGAUAAAGAUAAUGUGGAUCAAAUCGUUGCGAAAAAGAGAAAGAAGCUGCCUAUCGGUACCAGACUGACCAUGACUAGUCGGGUAGGAUAUUUCCAGGAUCGAAUCAUAUCUCCAAGUAUGAUGCGAGCCAUGGCAAUUCUUUAUGUUGGACCACGACGAAAUCCAGAUUUCGAGACGGAUUACUACAUCUCUCCUAUCUUAUCGCCACCUCAUCUUCUCGCUCAUUUCCCUCCGGUCUACCUGAUCUGUGGAGAGCGUGAUCCCUUUGUCGACGACACGAUCAUCUUCGCCGGUAAGAUCAGAGAAGCGAAGAAAGCUAGACGAUCUCAGGCAGAGUACACUGCUCGUGGCAGGUCUGCUAAAUACGGCGAAUACCUGCAAAUGUCGACUGGGAAAUCCAAAACCCCGAUUGAUGAUCUACCUGAUCCCAUACUGAGGGAAUCAGACGAUGAUUGGGUACAACUUCGGAUCAUCGAAGGAUGGGGACAUGGUUUCAUGCAGAUGUCUUCGCUAAUGAGGGAGGUGGAUCCUGUCCUGAUUGAAAUGGCAGAUUGGAUUGACGAGUCUUUCAUCAGACAUGCAGAGAAACAGAGGGAUAUGGAAGAGGUGGCUGCUGCUCAUCAAGCUGCCAAGCAGUCCCUUCAAGCUGAGGAAAGAGCUAUAAUGGUUCCGGAAGACCAUCUAAUGCCACCUAAUUCCAUGCAUGUGAAACCAUCGAGGAACUACAAGAAAUCACCUUCCUCUACUCCAUUGGGAAAUGCAGAUCUAGGUUCAUCGUAUCUAGGAAGAAGACGAAGUGAUGCACAAGAAGAAGGGGAGAGUGAGAAUGAUGUUCCUGAAGAUAAUAUGGUCACGUUCACACCUAAGUCUAAAGAUAAACCAAUCAAAAGAAGAUUACCGCCACCGUCAAAGUUCCAUCCUGUACCUCGACGACCAUCCAAAGAGAGAUUGGAUUUACACCGAUCGAAUUCGAUGCCGAAAUUCGACAUGGACGAAACUGGUUCAUCGGGAGAAGCUAUGUCAGUGAAAACUCCACCUUUACAAUUGAGGAAUCUACCGUAUGAUGGUGGACAGGAUGAAGGUAAAAAAGGUUCCGGUGCUUUCGCUUUCUUCGGUGGUGGCGAUAGAGGCAGUACACGAUCAAAUUCCAAUAGGAUCCCCAAUCCACCACCUCAUAAUCUAUUCGGUCUACCACUCAGAUCUGGAUCCUUGGAUCGAGAAAGAAGACUUUCGGGUGGAUCGAUGGUUCCUGCACCAGCUACCACGGGAUCUGGGACACCUCCAACCUCUUCGUCCGUGGCUCAGCAGGACAAACCUAAAAAUUCAUUAGUGGCAGCUGCUGUUGCUGGAGCGCGAGCUGCCUCACCCGCUUUGGCCGCAGCAGGGUUCGUACCUCAGAAAGUGGGUGAUGUGAGUGAGGCGGAACUGAUGAGGAGGAGAAGGAUGGAAGCUGUUUAUGGGAUUGGGGGUGUCACGCAGGAACAGGGACAUGAUGGGUCGGAGGGUGAGGAAGAGGAGGAGAUGGGCUGA